Dermatophagoides farinae (American house dust mite) is the source of this 2844-nucleotide messenger RNA. The record is from RefSeq and is a predicted model, not a curated record. NCBI's taxonomy places the organism in Eukaryota, Metazoa, Arthropoda, Arachnida, Sarcoptiformes, Pyroglyphidae.
AAUUCUUGAUUCAAUUUUCAAUGUGUCUUGGCCAAACUACAGUAAUAAUGAUGAUGAUCGAAUUCAAUCGAUUUGUACCGGAUUCUAUGUCAUCAAUCAAGCAUCAAUCAACUUUUAGAUGGAUUAUCGAUUAAUCACAAGAAUUCACUUUUUUUUCGUUGUUGAACAAUCAAAACAAAUGUCCACAGGAUUCAAGAUAAUUAAGAAUUCUUGAGCAGAAUAUUUUCAUCGGUCAUGAUGACCACAGCUACAACAACAACAACGACAACAACAACAACAACAACAACAACAACGACGAAUGAAUGUAAUAAACAAGAAAUGCUUUCCAAUAAUAGUAUUCAAUCAUAUGAUGAUGAUGAUGAUAGAUUCAUCAAUUUUGAAUCAUUGUCAACAACAUUUGUUGUUAAUAAGCUGCCAUCCACAAUUAUGACUGAUGAACAUAUUGAUGUUGUUGAUGAUGAUGAUGAUGAUGAUGAUGAUUUUGUCAUUGUUCAAUCACAUUGCAUUGAUGAUAAUGAAUCAUCAACAGUUAAAUCAAUUUCAAAUGAACAUGAAGAAGAUAUUGAUCGAGAUUAUGAUGAUGAUGGUGAUCUUGAUGAUGACGAUGAUUAUGAUGAACCAUAUGAUAAUCAACCACCAUAUUUUAAAAAUCAAAUGUCAAUUUUAUCGAAUAAAUUAUCUGGUCUAAAUCGAUCGAAUUAUUUGAUGAAUGUUGAUUUCAUUAAAAAAGAUGAUGAUCGUGAUUCACUUGUUGGUACCAGUGCUUCAGAUGAUGAAUUAGACUCUACGUCUUGCCAUUCUAGAAUGAUUCUUAAUUCUUUGGAUGCAAAAAAUAAAACACAGUCAAUAGAAAUGACAACAAAAUCUUCAAUCAGAUUCUGUCCGUUUAAUAGUGAUAAAUCCGAUGACGUUUUGAUAAUCAAUAACAAUGACCAUGAUGUUUAUAAGAAAACAGCAGCAAUUUUAACUAAACAUUGUCAACAACAAUCAUCAUCAUAUUCACAGCAGCAACAGUCGCCACCGCCUUUAACAUCACAUUCACCAGAUACAAUUGAAUCAUCCGAUUGUGAUCAACAUUAUCAUUUGGACGGUAUGGAUACAGCGACAACAUAUUCAACCAAUUCAUCACAAGAUAAUUUAACUUCAUUAUCACCAUUACCGUCAUCACAGAAUAUGAUGAUGAAAUUAUCAUUACCACCAUCAAUGACAUGCACCGAUAAUCAAUCAUUACAAUCAACAUCGUCCAUCAUUUCAUCAGAUUCAUCAUCAUCGAAACCGAUUAUACAAUCAAUAAAUCCGAAAUUCAAAAAAAAUUAUAAUCCUGAAUUAAGUGACGAAUCGAUCUCAUCAUCUGAUCAUCAACGGCAACGACAAUCACCUUCGUAUCCUCCAUCAUCAACAUUAACAUCUAUUCGUAUGGCUGUUUCACAUUUAACCCGAUUGGAUGAUUUUAAUGUAGUCAAAUUAUCACAGGGUUUUUUCUCACAAGUGUUCAAGGUUAUUCAUCUACCAACGGGAAAAAUUAUGGUACUUAAAAUGAACAAAAAUCCUGGUAAUCGAGGCAAUGCAUUGAAAGAGAUUGAAUUGUUGAAUAAAUUAAAUCAUCAGAAUAUAGUGGCCUAUAUGGGAACAGUUGUUCAUGAAGGUGGAUUACAUCCAUUAUUAGAAUACAUAAAUGGUGGUACAUUGGAACAAUUGAUACAAAAAUAUUAUCCAUCAUCAUCACAAUGAAAUGUAACAUCAACAAAAGUUCAUCGGCUAUUGAAUCCUGAUCAAACAUUUAUCAAAUUAAUGCAAGAUGUAUGCCGAGGUAUGGCUUAUCUUCAUUCCCAGGGUUAUCUACAUCGUGAUCUCGCUUCGAAAAAUAUUUUUAUUCGUAAACAUAUUUGCGAUACUGAUUCGAUUGGCAAUUAUAAAACACAAUUUGAUGAUGAACGUUUAGAAGCUGUGAUUGGUGAUUUUGGUUUUGCAACUGGUGAACCAACAAAUAACGAACAAAAACUUUCAAUUGUCGGUUCACCAUAUUGGCUUGCUCCUGAAUGUCUCAGUAACAAGUGGUACAAUCAUAAAUGUGAUAUUUUCUCCUUUGGUGUCAUAUGCUGUGAGCUUAAUUGGCAUACGCCUUCUGAUCCGGAUUUUCUUCCACGUCUCGAUAAUUAUGCAAUUGAUUUUGUCAAACUGGAAUCGUCUCGUAUGAAUACAUUAUUAGCCAAAAUAGCAAUGAUGGCCUGUCAGUAUGAAUCGGAAAAAAGGCCUGAAUUUCAAGAAUUAUUGUUCAUAUUCAAUCAUAAUGAUGAUGAUUUGGUAGUAUCAGCCGCUAACCAUAAACAUCAAUCAAUGACGAAUUCUAAACGACCAGAAACGAUUGAAAGUGGCUUUCAAUUGUUGCCUCGAGUUCAGUUCAAACGUUUCAAUAGUUUAGAUUCAAACCUGAUUCAAUUUCGACCAAAUAGUGCCGAAUCAAUUUGCGAAUCCCAAGCUGAUGUUUUCGAACAGCAUUUACAACGACGAAGACAUUCAGCAUUGAAUCGACAUAAUUCUGUUCAAUCGUGGAUAGCGCAAUAAAAGAUGAUCAGAAUCAGAAUACAAUACUGGCAAUAGAAGUCCUUUUUUGUUUGUUUGUUUGUUUGUUGAUUGUAUAUAUUUUUUUGUGUGUGUUCACAUUCUAAUUUGUCAUUGUUUUUGUUGUUGAUGUUUUUUUUAUUAUAUUGUGCAAUAAUGUUUCUCAUAUCUAAUAAUUGUCUAUUGCCAUACUUAAAUUGCAUUUUUUUUUGACCUAUAUAAAAAAGCAUUUGGAUUUUUGGUCAUUAAAAAAAAUUUUUUUUUGGUGCCGAAUUAUCAUGU